This is a messenger RNA of Cyphellophora europaea CBS 101466, 3510 nucleotides long. RefSeq lists its product as uncharacterized. Gene Ontology annotation, biological process: transcription by RNA polymerase III. Lineage: Eukaryota; Fungi; Ascomycota; Eurotiomycetes; Chaetothyriales; Cyphellophoraceae. Gene Ontology annotation, molecular function: protein binding. The transcript has a single exon. The record is from RefSeq and is a predicted model, not a curated record. Bases 1 to 3510 code for a protein of 1169 amino acids. Gene Ontology annotation, cellular component: transcription factor TFIIIC complex.
AUGAAUACGGUCCCUCCGAAUCAAAAUGAGGUGGCUGAUGGCGGUCAAUGGACUGCCAUGGGCUGGGUCAGUCACCUGCGCACCUUUGAACCAACGGCUAUGCCAAGGAUAUACGAAGGCUUCAUCCCAGCUCCUGAUCCCUUCGGCGUUGAUUUCAACAGGGGAGGUCCCAACGAGGACAAUGGUGUCGACGACGGUGACGAAGACGGCGAGAAUGACGAAAACUACGAUGGCAAUGGCAGCCGUAAUAAAAUGAGACAGCCCCGUCGCGGGCUAGGUGUCAAUGCUUCAUCCACCAUCGAGCUGCCCAGCUACCCCUCCUCACCCCCCGGCAGCGAAGAGGAUCCCUCUACACCUGGGUCAUCCGACGACUCGUCUGCCGAUGAUGCUGAUACUCCAGUCAACGAGCAGAGUGAUGGAAUCACCGCACCGGCAUCUGAUGUGCCGAGUAUCCACCCACCGCAACCCCGUCGACGACGAGGACGCCCUACAAUCAAAAAACGCACAGGUGAGCGUGGAGGCUGGAGUAAGGGUCAGAAACUUGGCCCACACGCCCCUCUUGAGCCGUCGCAAGAGUUCACAGUCUUAUUCCAGCAGGCCAUGCACGCCUUCAGCUUCAGGAGCGACCUCGACACUGCACACGAGCUUGUCCUGCAGGCACUUGCGAUUAAUCCAGAGGUUUUCAAUGCUCAUAUUUUGCUCGCUGACAUCUGGUUUGCCCGAGACCAUACCCUCAAUGCGGUUUCCGCCUUGUGGGCGGGAGCACACUGCUUCUGGAGAGAUCCUUUUGUCUGGCACAUGGUUAUCGAGGCCUGCCUCGAAAGAGCCACUUAUGCUCGACAAAUCGCCCUGAACCAGGCCAAGUAUGCUCUGAAAAUGCUACUCAAGCUCGACAAUAACGAUCAAGAUGCUCGUUUUCAGCUAGCCGUCGUGGAAAGGGAAGCAGGCAAGCCUAAGAAGGCCCUUGGCCUUGUCGACAAGAUUUUGCAAGCCAUGCCACAUAAUACAGAUGCCCUGGGUCUCUACGCUGAUAUUUGCAUCGGAAUGCAGAAGAACGAUGUGGCCAUCAACAGAUACAAGGAAGCAAUUCAGUACUAUCGAUCUGUCGGUCUAGAUGAGUCGGACGCUUUCGAAUGGGCCGACGUAAGUAUGUACGUCAAGCUGCUCUCAUUGCGAGAAGGAGAUAGGGAUGAAGUCUUGUCCUCUUCGAUCAAAGUUCUGAAGAAGCUCUCCCGGUGGCUGCUGGGCAGAGCGGCUGAGACUUUCUGGGAUAACGUGGAUGGCGACGACAGAGAGUUCGAUGCCGAGGACUACCCCAGACGACAGGAAAUCAGAUCCUUCACCCCAGGUCGCUACACGGUCGAGCAGUACGGCCUCGGACUCCCAAUGCAGCUUCGGACCCAGCUGGGUAUACUGCGACUCCGCCAGGGCGACUUGCGUGAGGAGGCGCUGGCGCACUUCGAGUGGCUUGAACCAGAUGAUGUGAGCGAAGAUGCAAACAUCGUUCACUUCGGCUCAGAGUUCUUGGAAGUUGCUCGUGCCCUCAACGAAGCCAUGGAGCACAGGGAGGCUCUUCGCUACUUCGAUGCACUGCUCCGUGUUGACGUUGUCAAAAAAGCGGACUUUUGGAUUGGAAUUGGCACGAGCACGUACAUUCUGGGACAGAAAGACCGUGCAAUGGAACACUUCCAGUCUGCGCUGGCUUGUGAUGCUGACUCAAUCGUGGCCAAGACUUAUGUCUCCAGGAUCUUAACUGAACGAGGCCAAAAGCUCCACGCCGUCAGAUAUGCUUGCGAGGCUGUUGAAGAGGCUGCUGACCGGGCGCCUCCGACUACUGCCGGGGUCCGCAAAUACGAGCGAUUUGAAGAUCGUGCGAAUCGUGAAGCUGCAGAAAACGCUCUGAAGACAGCUUUGAAGCUGCCGGGACCCAACCCAUCGAAGAAGCGUCAGGGCAAGGUACGCCAGGACGGCACAAUAUUGAAUGCGUUUGAGCUCCUCAAACCACGAGGACGACUUCACAAACGGAAGGGAGGCCAGUCUAAGCGUCCGCCCCGGGAGCCGACUCCAACUGAAGACAAACCACAGAAGCUGGACGAGAUCCGGCCGCUUUACAAUAACAUGCUCAACAACUAUGACAUGAUGAAACGCGGCGAUGGCGUUGCCACACGGAUAUGGAUGAGCUGUGCCAAAAGCUUGAUCAACGACUUCAGGGCUAACGAAGUUUUGUGUCCAAAGGAAAGGCAUGCGCAGGCCGCUGCCAGGGCUUCUCGACGUCGCUCAGAUUCGGGCACCCCUCAAGCAGACGGCAACGAAGCAGACCAGCCACUUCCCUCCAUUGAGCCCCAAGCCAACACCUUCAUACCACCCACGACCUACCGCGAAAUCUCCAUGACGGAAUGGCUCGAUAUCUUUCUGCAAUACUCCAUUCUAUGCACUACCCUUCCUAUCGCCGAAUUCCCCAACGCCAAACGUGACAGUUACAACAUCAUGCAAGCUGCGACGCUGUCAGCAGUCUGGUCCCACACCCCGGCCGCCCUCUUCCAGAUCCAUGCCUGCUACCUCGCCUGCGCCGUCGCUUUCCGCGAUCAGAUCGUCCUCUUCGGCACCGUACUCCCCUGGUUCCUGCAACAGUUUCCCUUCGCCACCGACGCCUACCGCCUCUUCAACGCUAUGCACAGCCUCUUCCCCUACUCCUCCGACCCGGACGGCAAAGCCGGCGUAAUGCGCAACGCCUACGUCGCCAAAUCCCACAAACCCUCCCGCCUGCUCUUCCGCCACCUCAGCUCCCUCGACCACCAGCUGCACGACGACUACGCUGACCCAGUCGACGGGCCGGUCCCGGACUUCAUGCGUCGCCCACGCGACGAUCUCCUCACGGUCUGGGACCCCACGCCCGACCCCACGACAGGGGCCCCACGCCCGCGGCGCACGCACGAAAUGGACGUCGUGCUCCUGGUCCUGUACGGGCAGCUCGUGUACGCCAAAGGCGCCUUCACCUCCGCGCUGGGCUACCUGCACCGCGCGAACGCGCUGCGACCCCGCGAGCCGCUCGUGCUGCUGACCAUGGCGCUGUGCUACCUGCAGCAGCCGCUCAAAGUGGGCUUCAAGGCCGACAAUAAGCACAGCUGGGUCUUGCAGGGGAUGGCGCUGUUUGAGGAGUACGCUCGCGCGAGGAUGGAGUGGGGUCGGGAGAUGGAGCAAGUGCUGGGGUGGAGUGGGGCGGAGGCGGAUUGUAGAAGGGAGAUAGCGUUUAAUCGCGCGAGGUGCUGGGGCAUGUUGGGCCUGGGGGGGUUGGCUGUGGAGGGCUUUAAGAGGGUGUUGGAGGAUGAGGAUAGGGAGGUGAAGGGGAAGGAGAAGGUGGGAGAUGACAUGGAGAUCGAUGGUCGGGGAGACAACGGGGCUGAUGGCUUGGACAUGCAGGCCGCGUAUGCGGUAGCAACGACAUAUGCGCUGAGCGGAGAUGUGGAGGCGGCCAGAAGGGUGACGGAGCGUUAUCUCGUGGUGGAAUGA